Molecule: messenger RNA, 5590 nt
Organism: Cavia porcellus (domestic guinea pig)
Lineage: Eukaryota; Metazoa; Chordata; Mammalia; Rodentia; Caviidae
Gene: Mindy4b
Product: MINDY family member 4B
Exons: 12
Coding region: 2745-4121 (458 amino acids)
Biological process (GO): protein K48-linked deubiquitination
Molecular function (GO): K48-linked deubiquitinase activity; cysteine-type deubiquitinase activity
Source: RefSeq, a predicted model, not a curated record
CUUGAUCAGCAUCUAAUUGAAAAGAGAAAGAUAUGUUGGGAAAACAGAAAACCACAAUUGUGUUCCAACCUGGGGAUAAAGAAAGACUGAGGAAGGGAUGAUCACAAGCAAUGGUGAAACUUAGCAAUAAGAAUUGGAGUCCUUGUUUUAUUAUUAUUUUACUUUAUUUAUUUAUUUAUUUUGUAAUGCUAAUGCUAGAACCCAGAGCUUUGCAUCUGCUAGGGAAGUGCUCUACCUCUGAGCUACCCCUCCCACCAUAUCAUAGUUUUUUAAAUGACUAUUAUCUUUUGAUUUAGCUAGUCCACCUCUGAGGAUUAAAUCUAAAUAAACAAUGGGAGAUAAAUAAUGUGUAAGCAACAUGCUAUACCAAGUUGCAGUAUAGAAAGAUCUCAGAUUUUUUCCAUUUUACAGAUGAAUAAAGUGAGGCACAGAGAUCAAAUAACAUAACCUAGACCCUAAAGUCAUUUGUAGGCAUGGUAUAGCUGGCCCAUAAUGCUAGAAUUUGGGGAGGCUGAAGCAAGAGGAUCACAGAUUUCAAGCUUAGCCUGGGGCAUUUAGCAUAUUAGUGAGACCUUGCCUCAAAAAAUUAGAAAAUGGCUGAGGAUAUAACUCAGAGUGAAGGCUCUGUGUUCAAUCUUCAUUACUACCCCCACCAAAAAGUGAAACUGAUCUAGAGCCACGCUUCUCUCUUGCCUGUCCUCCGUGCUCCUUUAGCCCCAGUUUUCAUGGCAUUUCUCUGUGUGUUUCUUCCUCUAAAGAGAUCAAGAACCCCAUUCUAUUUACCGUGGCAUUUUCAAGUGCCUGGCAUGAACAAAUACUCCAGAUAUGUUUAUUGAACCCAACAGAAUGGCAUAUUGGUAACUUGACUAAUCACUGAGAUUUAUGCUUCUACCUUUACAGAACUCUAUGUAAAUUAGGGCACAAACAUGGCCAAAAGUACACAGAUUUAAUAACGAUUCUUAAGAAAAAUAGUUUCCUUAGCUGCUCUCUUUUCCUAGUUUUGAGUUGUUAAAUAAUUUAACUGGCACAUCUAGAAUUUAUUUUCUAAUAUGACUUUCUAAAUAGGAAAUUCUUGAACAUUUCUCAUCGUUAUGUUAUUUGUGAGCAACGAUCAUGUAAUUUUUUAUUUCUUUUUCUACACUGGGGUGCCUAAUAAAUAUUAAAUACUGAUAUCAUUAAAACUGUAAAAUUAUAAAGAAGAAAAUAAUAAUACUUUUUAUUUUUAAAAUAAGGAGGAUUUAUGGUGAGAAAAAGAGAAAUAAGCAAGAAUUUAUUCGUGUCUUUUAUGUUUACUACAAAAUUACUAAGGCUGGUAGACAGCUAUGGAAUCUAUGAAUAUGAAAUAGUUAAAUCACCACCAAAAACUAGUUUAAGAAAACAGUAGUAGAGCACUCGCAAAUCAGAUUGUUGACACCUAAAUCUACCUUGGGUUAAUUUAGUGCCUUGCUGUUUUAAGGUUUUUGCAAUUUUAUAAACAACCAGUCACGACUCCUCAGAUCACAACAAAUCCAAGUAGUCUUUUUGCCCUGACCUCUUAGCGUCCCACAACUUUAUACAACUCACGCUCAAAAAAUGUUUAUAGAGAAAAUGACAUCCCAGGGGAGAGGGUUAAUUCUGCUGUUGAACAAAGCCAGAAGAGGCAAGGAAACUUUUGCUGGUAACCAGUAUUUGUUUCUGAAAGCAUCCUCUAAGUCAGGAUCCUCAAGAGAAACAGAACAAAUAACACGCGUGUGCACGCGCGUGUGCACACACACACACAAGUUCAAACUAUUUAAAAGUUUGAGCUUUGAAAAUGUAAGGCAGACCAGCAAGUGAGAGCCCCAGCGGAGAACUGAUAUUGAAGACUUGAGUUCAAAGACAGACUAGAGCCAAGAAUUCCUUCUGUCAGCAUCUCUCACUCUUAAGACCUUCAACUGACUAGAAGAGGCUCACCCACAUUAUCACCUGCUUUACUCAAAGAUUUGUGACUUAAAUCUUAUCACAUUAAAAACGAUAACCACCUUCACGGCAAUAUCUAGAUUGGUCCCUAGAUGGAAAUCAUAGUUACCAUAGCCUGGCCACACUAACAUGUGAAAUCGACCACCACAACCAUCAUUCCUCAGAACGCCAGUUAUUGCAGGCAUACUUCAUUUAGCCAACAGUGACAGAGGUAAAUUUUAGAUUGCUUCCUAGAAUCCAUCAGACCAGCCUUGUUCAACUAUACAAGAUCUCUGUGGAUUACACCGUACAUCAAAUAUCUGCUGGCCAGUGCCCUCCUUGUGUGUUUUCUGCUAGCAGUUGAAGCUUUUUGGUGUGAGCAGAAUGUUUUCACUCCCUUUGGUAACAUCUUUCUGUUCCACAAACACUCCCAAGAAGACGUCCCAGAAUAAAGAGCUAUCGCAUUCCAUCCGCAUGGCAUCUCUCCUUGGGAAAUCAUCCCAGUUGCUUUGAUGCGGAGAAGUAAUUGAAAUUCCUUUGUUUAUAAAUGUGUGUAUUGGAUUAAAGAUUCAUGUCACCUAUACAGUGAACACAAAUACACAAAGGGAUCCACCUCCGAUAAAAGUUUAAUCAUAAUCUGAUAUCAGGGGCUCAGACUGAGCCGCUCCAGAGCAGCAAUUGUGUGACAGGAUCACCGUGCUGGUCAGAAGCGGGGGCCAGGCCUUCAUCCAGGCUCUGUUCCAGUCAUCUUGCCUCCCCACAGCCAGCCCUUCCUCUCCCAUCGUCACGAUUUCCUUCUUCCAAUUCCUCGCACUACCCAAAAGGAUAUGGAGAUCUCCAGCCAGGAACAAAGCCUUCAAGAGUUGGAUUUAGAAGACAUAACUAGGAAAAUUUUAUUUCUUGACAAAUGGAGGAGAAUCUUUAGUUAUCAUGGGUUGGGAACCAAUAAUACAACUCCUGAGAGUCACGAAAGCAACCAUGUGUCAGCUAAUGAAACUGAAGACAGAACAAGAAGACCUCAACCAAAAGGACAAGGACAUCUGUGGUCCAGUAGCCUUUGUUCUAUUCCCAAACCCUCCAUCAUCUCUUCAAAACUGGGCGGCUCUCCUAUCUCCCUAGCGAUGGCCAUGAAGCUUCGACAGAGUCUCUUUGGAAAUACUACCCAUGUCUUCAGCUGUGACUGGAAAAAGGCUCGCUUCAAGUUCCAUGAUCCUUUCUCAGACCUGGCUUCCACUUUGGAAAUAGAAAAGGGAGGUUCCCGGGGUAUUCAGAUGGCUGUACAAGGAUUCAUCAUCAAAUACUUGUUAUUCACCAGGAAAGGAAAAGACUGUAACUUUCACAGUUUAUGUGAGCUGAGCAAGCCUGAGCAGGAGCAAGCCCUGGCUUCGGCACUGGCUGGCAUCCUCUGGAACGCUGGAGCAACUCAGAAGGCCACCAUCUGUCUUGUCACGGAGGACACUUACAUUGCCUCAACUCCUGAUUACUCUAGGGAUGAUUUCACGGAACAGCUCCAGCUGUUUGAAUUUUCAGAGAGAGAAGCCACUGAGAAAUUCAUCUAUGAUCAUUUACAAUGUUUUAAAGGAGAAGGAAGCCAUGGUGUCAUCCUCUUUCUUUACAGCCUGAUCUUCUCCAGAACAUUUGAGAGGCUUCAGAAAGACCUGGACAUCACCACCACCCAUCUGUUACAGCCACAUUCAGGAGGCUUCCUUUGCAGGCAGGCAGUCCUGAACAUGAUAUUAACCGGAAGAGCAAGUCCAAAUGUCUUCAACGGCUGUGAGAAGGGAAAGUCUCAGGAGAGGUUACACGGAGUCCUAACCCGCAGUGAUGUUGGCUAUUUGCAGUGGGGUCAGGACAGCUCUGGGGACAACAGACUCUCACAGGUGGGCAGCAUGCUGAAGACUCCUAAAUUUCCUAUCUGGCUGUGCAAUAUCAGUGGAAAUUACAGCAUCCUUUUUUGCACAAACAGACAGCUUUUGUCAGACUGGAAAACAGAGCGUCUCUUUGAUCUGUACUUUUACAGUAGCCAACCCUCACAGAAAAAGCCAGUGCGUCUUACAGUGGAUACGCAUGCUCAUCCUUGGGAAAAGGAUCAACAGCAAGAUAAACAUGGGUCAGGAAGACGCUGCUCCCCAGUGGAGAUGGCCAUCAGAACCAAGUGGAGAGAGGCCACCAUCAACUGGAAUGGAACUUCUCCCUUUUUCUAAGAGAAAACCAGCACUUACAAUGAGGUCCCAAGUGUUAGAAAUGUUGGGUUUCAAGAGUCUUGUGCAGGAGGAAGAUAUUUAAUCUCUACAUUCCCUCUCCUGAGCCCACCAAAAACCCCUGCUAGCAUCUUUUACACUUUUCCUCCCUGUCAUGCAGGCUGCAGUUCGUGUUGUGGGAGAAGCCCAGACCCUUGCCCAGGGUCCUCUUGAUUUCUCCUCUGUAGUCACCUAAACUGGCUCCUUCGUUUUAUUCAAAAGAAAAAAAAAAAAAAAAAAUGAAGUCUCUCCUCUGCGUAUUAUUUCCAAAUUAGUCUUUUCUUGGUUUGAUUCUCCAUGAGGAUUAUGGAAAUGGGCAGCUCGCUUCCAUGUGGGAAUCAAGUUAUCCAUAAAGCAUCACCAGAUUUUAGUCAUGGCAAGAACCCAAGCCUUCUCGAAGACUUCCUGGGAUGGGUGGCAUUCUUUUCCCAGCAUACAUUUCACACGCCCACAUUAGCAAGUUCCUGCCAUCCACAUAGUAAACGGGCUUCCUCUGGCUUCAAGCAGGGACUAUUCCUGGGGAGGCAGCAGCUAGAGCAUUUGGCGUGGGGGCUUCAGUAGUCAAGGCGAGCAGGCGGAAGGAAAUACUCUUCUCCUCAGUGCUGUCUUUCUUUUCUUCUUCUUCAUAAACUAGAUAUAAAUAUUAUCAACAAAUAUAAACUGAGACAGAAGUCUGAUUCUGGCAUCAAAGAAGAUUCCAUAUAAAAAUAAAAUUUCUUAAGUCAUUGUUCAACAGGGAAAAUAAUUCUUUUAAGAAUGUGAGUUCGCUGGUUCUGUUAAAUGCCUGUGUUCUCUGAAGAGAUACAAAGACUACACGUAUAUUCUUUCUAAAAGACCUAUGUGGGAAUCGCUAGACCUUUCUGCUACCAGUGCUCUCUCCUACCCCUCCACUGGUCUGCCAACUCAUAGAUUUAGGGCACUGAAAUUUGGAAACCAAAGGUCAGUUUCCAAAGAACAACUCUUCUGUAUUUAUUUUCUAUAUUACCCAGUGCAUUUUCAUUUGGCUCAAAAAUGCUUUAACUUAAGGAACAUGUAGAAAAUAAAACUUCAAGGUGGAUAAAAAAAUUAUGCCAAAAGAGGAAGCCAAUUUGGCUUGGAGUUUUGAUUAUAAUGUCUAUUAUCAGUGUUUUCAGUUGGAAUAUUUUGUUUUUUGUUUUGUCUUUUUGAGACAGAAUCUCCCUACGAAGUUCAGGUUGGCCUUGAUCUCACUUUGUAACACAGUUGGUCUCAAACUCCCAACAAUCUCCCUGCCUCAGCCUCCCAAGUACAUAGUGAGACUUUGUCUCAAAAAGACAAAAAAAAAAAGGGGGCUGGGAAUUUAGCUCAGUGCCUUGCAAGUGUGUGGUCGUGAGUUCGAUCCCUGGUACCCAUAAAAAAGAAAAAGACAAAAAAAAAAAAAAAAAAAGUAUGAUGUAACUAGGUGUCCCCCCAAA